AUGAUAAAUAAACUAGCUUUGCUCACUACUGUUUUUUACUUAGUUUUCAUUUGCUUGGACAUUGCUGGAGCUAAGAUUUGUUAUCAAUGUGACGAUAAAAAUCCAUCCAGUAAAUUGAAAAUUUUCGGUGAAAAAAUAACCAAAUGUAAUGGUGUACCAUUUGAAAAAUAUGCUUCAAAAACGUCACGAGCUUUCGGCGCUGCUGUUUUAACAUGUUAUACGCGAUUCAACGAAUCCGGAGCUGUUAUUAAACGAGGUGCCUAUGGACUUGGCGAAACGUAUGACAAAAAUUUCAAAUGUCGAGAUCGUUUUCAUACAUGUUGUCGAACAGCUUUCUGUAACAAACAUACCAAAGCUCCUUGUCCACCACCAGCUAAAAUAUCAACAAAGAAAGAAGUAAAAGCGUGUUAUCAAUGUAAAGGUGCUGAAGGCUGUAAACCAGAAAAACUUGACGGAUCUGAAAUCCGUACAUCAGGUGCUUUCGGUGGCAAGAAUUUAUACUGUUAUACGAAAUUCGAUCCCAAAACCGGUACUGCUGUUGCUCGUGGUGGUUUCGGAUUUGGUGAAUCACUCGAUAAAAAUCUAAAAUGCGAUGCUAAACAUUAUUUAUGCUGCUAUGAUAACUUAUGCAACAAUCAAACAGCUGGUUAUUGUGCCAAAACAGCCUAG
Molecule: messenger RNA, 669 nt
Organism: Rotaria socialis
Lineage: Eukaryota; Metazoa; Rotifera; Eurotatoria; Philodinida; Philodinidae
Source: the annotation of a GenBank genome assembly